Molecule: messenger RNA, 921 nt
Organism: Paramecium sonneborni
Lineage: Eukaryota; Ciliophora; Oligohymenophorea; Peniculida; Parameciidae
Source: the annotation of a GenBank genome assembly
UAUAUGAGUAAUUUUAAAAGAAAUGAUAAUUCUAAAAAAGAAGAUCAAUACAAAGCUUAUUUUGGACAUCCUGAAUUAGAUGCUCUUUUGGGUAACACUCUUUUGAAAGGAUAAAUCAUUUUCAUUGAAUAAGAUUCACCAACAACUAUCUAUAAAUAAUUCUUAAGAUAUUGUAUUGGCAAUUCAUUUCAUAAAAAUCACGUUUCUAUCAUUUUUGAUGAAUUUUGUGAAUAAUGGGCUAGAAUUAUACCCAAAAAAUAAGUAGAGACUUUGUAACAUUAAGAAGAAAAAGAUGUAUAAAAUAAAAUUGCAUGGAGAUAUAAUCAAAUGUAAUAGUAAUUUACUAUUAAAAAUAUUGAUUCAUCUAUUUAUUAUUUGGAUUUAUCGAAGUCAGAAACAGAAUAAACAGUUGAAAAUCAUUUAAAACUUAACAAUUAUAAUGAAAUAAACAAUUUAUAAUAAUUCUUGCAAAUUAUUACUAAAUAAUAUGAAAAAUCAUUAAAAACAAGUACAGAUUCAACACUUAAAAAAUUAAUUAUAAAUGAUUUUUGGGAUAAAGUACCUUAUAAUUAAUAAGAGCUCAAUUAAUUUCUAUACUCUUUGAAGGUUUUGGUUCGUUCUUCUUUUAUGUUAUGUGUAAUUACUCUUCCAGAAAGAAGAACAGAUUUAAUGUAAUUUUGUGACUUUUAUAUUACGAUUACUUAAUUAUUUGGCAAUAAAGAAUUUUCAGAUUUCUAAGGAAUGAUUAAAUUUGAUAAAGUUGGAUGGAGUGGCUCUCUUAAAUAGGUACAAUUAGAUAAUGAUAAAUGGGGUAUUAAAAUUACAUAGAAAUCAUUAAAAAUAGAAUAAUUAUAUGAAACUGCUAUAGAGGAUGAUUCUGAUGAAGAUUAAAAAAAUAAAAAUAAAAUUGAGCAAUUUUGA